Messenger RNA from Coffea eugenioides, 399 nucleotides. RefSeq lists its product as uncharacterized. The record is from RefSeq and is a predicted model, not a curated record. Lineage: Eukaryota; Viridiplantae; Streptophyta; Magnoliopsida; Gentianales; Rubiaceae. The transcript has 2 exons. Bases 1 to 399 code for a protein of 132 amino acids.
AUGGUUUCGUUUAUUAACCCCCAAAAUCACCACUCCAUUAUUAUCUCAAACGCCCACAUUCCCCACCACCCCUCAACAACUCCAUUUGGCUUUUCCCAUUCCCUCAAUUCUUCACUGUUUCUCCUCAACUCAUUCUUCUCCACCUCAACCUUCUUCCGCAUUUUCUCUGACCAAAAAGCUAAAUCUUUCCACUGGAAUUACGCUCUUGAUGGAAUUCACCCUAGAGAAAAUGGGGUCAUCGGGGAUAAAGGGCCAAUCUUUGCUGCAGUUUUGUUGCGAUGGCUUGGGUCGAAUCCGAAGCAUCUGAGGAGGUAUGGUUCCAUUCUUGAGAAUUUGCAAAGUAGGCCAGAUUUAUUGGAGAAAAUCAAGGGAAUUAUUGUUGAUUCAGGAGGUGACUGA